Dreissena polymorpha is the source of this 637-nucleotide messenger RNA. RefSeq lists its product as uncharacterized. Bases 102 to 590 code for a protein of 162 amino acids. The record is from RefSeq and is a predicted model, not a curated record. The transcript has 4 exons. NCBI's taxonomy places the organism in Eukaryota, Metazoa, Mollusca, Bivalvia, Myida, Dreissenidae.
AAAGAGCCGAAAGUCGCAGAGGAGCGCGUCCUACUAGAACCUUGCUGAUAAGGAUUCAUCUAAAAAUCACCGUGCGACUAGAUAAGCAUUACUAUUUCAAAAUGGCGGACAAGCACAUUCUUCUCAGCCGCCGAGCUGCCGCCUUCACCUUCAGUCUCCUGCUAAUUUUCUUUAGUCACGUGACCAGCAUGUUGCUGGGCACAGAAUGUCCGGGAAGUUUUAACUGCACCUACAACGGUCACGUAUUCUGCCAACAUAUCCCGUGCCCUCUUCCGCCAUGUGACCAGUCUCUCGUAACGUCACCAGGUGACUGCUGCGCGCACUGCCCGUCCCAUGUAAGACAGUUAGCCGCAGACCCAUGCCCCUACAACUGCACGCAAGGCGGGGUCCACUACUGUUAUCCAAUUCCGUGCGCCAUGCCCCUGUGUGUUGACGGCAAAACCAGGCCGGGAGAGUGCUGCGCAUCAUGCCCCAAUGGACCGAAUUGUUCAGCACCGGACGGUCACGUGAUUCCUUGGAAACACUGGCGCGUGAUUGACGGCAAGAACUGCACGUGCGUAAUGCCACCACACUCUGCAGACUGUGUCUGAUUUGCAUGCUAGACACACAUGCGCAAAUAAAUUCCUUCGUUGUAAUA